AUGAAACGUUUAUUAAGACAGUCAAUUUUACCAAUAAUUCCUUCAUUACAAUGUCUUAAAAAAGAACAAGUGUUCAAAAAUCGUGAAAUUGUGAAACAAUUAAUUGAUAUUACGUUAUACCUAGGUAGACACGGAUUGGCUUUUCGUGGACAUCGUGAAGGAUGGUACGAACAAAAUAAAGGAAACUUUAAAGAUCUUAUUAUACUUAUUUCUAAAUAUUCACCUAUUAUGGCUCAGUAUAUUACCGAAAUUAAAAUGCAAAAACACAAAAGUGAAUGUUCGUUUAUCUCUUGGAGAAAACAAAAUUUAUUAAUUGAUACAAUUUCUGAAUGUAUAGUAACAUUCAUAGAUGAAGAAAUAGUUGGUGCUCGGUUUUUCAGCAUAUCAAUCGAUAGUACUUUUGACAUAUCGAGAAAAGAACAAGUUUCCUUUGUCAUUAGAUAUGUUCAAAACGAUACUAUCAAGGAACGGUUUAUUGCUUUAAAAGAAUCUUCGAACACGCGAGGGGUGGAUUUAGCUGAACUUUUCUAUAGUGUCUGUACUGAUCACAAUCUGGAUUGGAAACAUUAUUUAAUCGGGCAAGCUUAUGAUGGAGCAGCAAGUAUGCGUGGACAGUAUACUGGUUUACAAUCAAUUAUUAACGAACAAAAUACAAGUGCAGUGUAUAUAUGGUGCUGGGCCCAUAGAUUAAACCUAGUUGUAAUUGAUGCUGUUUCCUCGGGUAACAAUGCUAUGGAUUUAUUUGGAAAUUUGGAACAAAUUUUUGAUUUUGUAUGUUCGAGCAAAAAAAGGGUAUCUUUAUAUGAAAAAAAUUAA
Messenger RNA from Myzus persicae (green peach aphid), 816 nucleotides. Its product is annotated as zinc finger MYM-type protein 1-like. The transcript has a single exon. NCBI's taxonomy places the organism in Eukaryota, Metazoa, Arthropoda, Insecta, Hemiptera, Aphididae. The coding region runs from base 1 to 816 and encodes 271 amino acids. The record is from RefSeq and is a predicted model, not a curated record.